This is a messenger RNA of Lacerta agilis (Sand lizard), 1546 nucleotides long. It is a transcript of the gene AK2, whose product is annotated as adenylate kinase 2. Gene Ontology annotation, molecular function: ATP binding; AMP kinase activity. The record is from RefSeq and is a predicted model, not a curated record. Gene Ontology annotation, biological process: ADP biosynthetic process. NCBI's taxonomy places the organism in Eukaryota, Metazoa, Chordata, Lepidosauria, Squamata, Lacertidae. Gene Ontology annotation, cellular component: cytoplasm; mitochondrion.
CCCGGCAGGGGAGGGCCCUCUCCGCACGCCUUCUGCGGGGUCAGGCGGCAAAGGAGGAUCGCGGCGAUGGCUCCGAGCAAGGAAUGCGGGACGGAAGGAAGCCUCGGCCGCGGGGUCCGCAAAGGCAUCCGGGCUGUGCUGCUCGGGCCGCCUGGGGCGGGGAAGGGGACCCAGGCCCCUCGGCUAGCUGAGGCCUAUUGUGUGUGUCACUUGGCGACAGGUGACAUGUUGAGAGCUAUGGGCUCUGGCUCGCAACUGGGCAAAAAGCUGAAGCAGACGAUGGAUGCUGGAAAGCUGGUGAGUGAUGAAAUGGUGGUGGAGCUGAUUGACAAGAACCUGGAGACGCCUUCCUGCAAGAAUGGUUUCCUUUUGGAUGGGUUUCCUCGCACAGUGCGACAAGCUGAGAUGCUGGAUGAGCUCAUGGAAAAGAGAAAAGAGAAACUAGAUUCUGUCAUUGAAUUCAGUGUUGCUGACUCCUUACUCAUCCGGAGAAUCACUGGACGGCUCAUCCACCCAGCAAGUGGCCGCUCAUACCAUGAGGAAUUCAAUCCUCCUAAGGUCCACAUGAAGGAUGAUGUCACCGGGGAGCCCUUGAUACGCCGGUCAGAUGACAAUGAAGGAGCUUUGAAGACUCGUCUGCAGGCCUACCACACCCAGACGUUGCCGCUGGUUAACUACUAUAGCAGGCGUGGGAUCCAUACGGCUGUGGAUGCUUCCCAGUCCCCUGAUGUGGUUUUUGCCAGCAUCCUAGCAGCUUUCUCAAAAGCAACAUCCGCAUGAAUCCAGGAGGUGGACGAGACAGGACAGAACACCAUCGAGUGCUGCAUGUUCAUCACCCUCACCCUUUUGCCCUCAAGGCAAGGGGGCAAAGGAAGGGAGGGCAAGGAAAGGGGCAGGAAGCUCAAGUGGUAACUUGACAGGAAUUCUGUUUUAAGAAAGUCAAACCAAAAUUUAGGGAGGAAAAUGUGUACUGUAUUGUGUUGAAAUGGGCUUGUAAAGGCUGGAUAUCACCAUAGCUCUGACUCUAGACAGUUGCAUUGUAAAAAUUUAACUUGGCAGGGAGGGGAAGCUAUCUUGGACCCAGUUGCUUUUCCUGGGAUGGUCCCAGUGAUUUAGGAAGUUCACUGGAGGCGCAGCACAGAAAUCAACAGACUAUGCACUGCAAGAAAUCCGCUCAAAGGCUUCUCUAAGCCCAGGCGUUCCAGCUGUACACAAGUCCUUGUUUCUGCUGUGCCUUUUCUCCACGUAGCCUCCACUUGGGGUGGACAAUUUUGGCCUCGGGUAUAACGGCUCUUUCAAUCACUCCCGCUGCAGAGAUGCUGCAGAAUUCCUGCAUCAGCAAUUGGCAUCUGAAGUUGUCACCUUCUGGAUGGGGCAGUGCUGCCUGCUUUACUGUUCAGAGUAGUAUUCACUUAAAUACUGAAAGACCAGAACCAAGAACACUCCCCCUGCCCUCAAAUAACUGCAGCUUCCAGUUCUUUUACUUGCCAUCCUUUUAGGGCCCACCUGCUGCUUCAAUAAAAUGGCUGUCACUUUUGUAACUGAA